AUGGACUCUCCGGUAGCAUCCAAUGGCUAUAGGACUCACGAUUCUCCUCGGGGGAGGCGGUGUAGCCGUUCACCCUCACGUUCUCGGUCGAGGUCACGAUCUCGCCGCUACCGCAGCCGCAGUGGCAGUCGGGACUACAGUCGCAGGAGCCCCGGUUACGGGUACCGCAGUUCCAAUCGCCGGCGAUUUUUAGGCCCACGCGAGAAUGCGAAGCCGUCGCGUUGCUUGGGGGUAUUCGGUCUAUCUUUGCAUACUCAAGAAAGAGACCUUUAUGAUAUAUUCUCUCGGUAUGGCCCGAUCGAUGACGUGCAACUUGUAUACGACAACUAUACAGGUCGGUCCAGGGGCUUCGGUUUUGUCUACUUUAACCACUUGUCGGACGCGAAAGUCGCCAAAUCUGAGGCGCAUGGAAUGGAGGUGGAUGGUCGUCCAAUCCGUUGUGACUUUAGCGUUACUGAUAGACCUCAUUCUCCUACACCCGGCAUUUAUAUGGGACGACCAACGAGACGAGGUGGUCCUCGACGACGUAGUAUUUCUCCUCGUGGUCGUUAUUCCCGUUCGAGAUCCCGUUCCCGCAGUUAUGAUCGUAAGUAAGCCCCAGUUGUUCGAGGCACCCAGACUCCAAACUUGUGCGCAGAGUUGCUGCCGCAGCCCGUUUUUAUUCACCGCAUUUUUCACUUAGCUUUCUGCGUAUUCGCCUCUGAGACUCAUGUUGUCAUUCAUUUCUGUAUCUAAAUAAAAGUUAUUGUUCAUUAUCC
Opisthorchis viverrini is the source of this 758-nucleotide messenger RNA. RefSeq lists its product as hypothetical. The transcript has 5 exons. Gene Ontology annotation, molecular function: RNA binding. The coding region runs from base 1 to 594 and encodes 197 amino acids. The record is from RefSeq and is a predicted model, not a curated record. NCBI's taxonomy places the organism in Eukaryota, Metazoa, Platyhelminthes, Trematoda, Opisthorchiida, Opisthorchiidae. Gene Ontology annotation, cellular component: spliceosomal complex. Gene Ontology annotation, biological process: positive regulation of mRNA splicing, via spliceosome.